Mytilus trossulus (common blue mussel) is the source of this 1493-nucleotide messenger RNA. RefSeq lists its product as uncharacterized. Bases 81 to 1493 code for a protein of 470 amino acids. The transcript has 6 exons. NCBI's taxonomy places the organism in Eukaryota, Metazoa, Mollusca, Bivalvia, Mytilida, Mytilidae. The record is from RefSeq and is a predicted model, not a curated record.
AUUGUCCAUAACAACAUAACAGACGACAGAAGAUGGUAAUAUGUGUGCACCUUGUUGAGAAAUAAUCAGAAAACAGUGAGAUGAAUUGUAGUUUAAGUUGUUUUGACACAUCUGUGUGUUGUAGUAGUUCUUAUGAAAGCCUCUGUGACAUAGAUAGGGAAAUAUCAGACAUAGUAUUGUCAGAAGUUGGUCUGCUUUUCUGUCAGAGAACCAAAAACUUUUCAGUCUGUAAUGUUCAUUUGGAGAAAAUCUUGAUUAAAAACCGGUCUAAGAAUAAAUCUGUUCGAUGUGCUAUUCCAACACUACUUUCACACCAUAAGAAGACAGCUCCACGGGCGGAGAGAAAUAUUACAAAGGAUGCCAUGUUGAAGAUUCACAGCAGUACUGGCAUUGUACUGGCUAUUGGAACCCCUAUCUGUUCAAACUGCAGAAAACACUUGUCAUCAGGCAAACCAGAUGCACAUCUUGAGGUUUCAGAGCCAAGUGAGGAAAUCUCUGUAGAGACAUUAUCAGAGAUUGACAAUAACACAAAUUUAGCUUUAAACAUUGAAGGAGAGAAAAGAGAAGACAAACGCUACAGUUCUGAUUCAUGUACAAAACUUUGGAAUGAUCACCAACAGGAAACAGUAACAGAUGGAGAGAGUCAAACAGAGAGUGAAAGUAUGUGCUUAGAGACAGGUGACAGCCAAUAUUCAGAGGCAUCAGUUUGUGUGAUGGACAAGUUACAGAAGCUGAAUUCCUUCCUGGCCAUAUCAGAUGUGUCACCUGUGAAAGAAAAAUUGAUUCCAUUAUCAUCAUCUACAGAUAAAACCAAGCAGAGAUGCCUGUCAAAAGCUCUACAAUGUAUGUCAGCCAUUUGUGAAACCAUCUGCCCUGGUGAGGGAGACUCUUUAAAAGAUUUGUUGUUCAAGUCUGUGUUUUCAGCACAUACACCUGAAAAGUCCUCUACACAUGAUCAAACAGCACUUAUAUUGAAGGACAUAUAUAUUUCAGCAGAAACAUGGUCAUUAAGAAGGCAAAUCCUAUCAGUUUUAUCCAGAAAUUAUAGCUUUAAUGAGGUCAGAGAGAUGAUACCGGAUCUGACAAAGUACCGAUUUUAUGCUGCCAAACUGCACAGUGAUGAAGUAGGCUGUGGUCUCCCUGUGUCCAAAGAAAAACUAACGAGAAACAAGAUAGACAUAGCAGAGUUGGAACACUUUAUAGAUUUCAUUAUCAGUUCAGAUGUUGUUAAAGAUCUACCUUUUGGUAUGAAAACUAUGAAGCUUACAACUGGAGAAAUAGUCGCUGUGCCGAAUUUGAUUCGAAGUCUUGCACCUUCAUCUCUUGUAAAUCAGUACAUUCAGUAUUGUGAAUCAGAAAAUGUAGGUCAUUUAGGAAGAAGUACAAUGUAUAAGAUCCUUAAUGACUGUUCUGCCUCAGUAAGGAAAUGUGUUGAGGGUCUUGACUAUUACAUCGCAGAGCAUGUUGAAUGGAAGUAUUUCUUUGAAAAAUAA